This is a messenger RNA of Striga hermonthica, 231 nucleotides long. The record is from the annotation of a GenBank genome assembly. Lineage: Eukaryota; Viridiplantae; Streptophyta; Magnoliopsida; Lamiales; Orobanchaceae.
AUGGUCUAUAUACUAAUUUUCUCUUUACGGUCAUAUUACUCGGUUUUCAACAUCCAAAGACUCUCCUGGGCCGAACUCCGUCAGAAGGCAAGCUUAUUACCAGGCGUUCACUUGGUAUUUUUUGCUUUGAAUGUGGUCGAGUUUUUGGGCUUUGUUUUCACCUUCAGGCCCUUCUUAGCCCUUCCACAAGACGAAGUUCUUGAUUCCAAAAAUGACCCUGAAAAUAAUUGA